GUCUCUCGGCGUGUGGGUGAGUCGAAAGCGCGGAGGCGGAGGAGGAGGGAAAUCCGCGCUGCGUUUCCUCCUUUUCCAGCGCGAGCGCUGAUAUAAGUCAUGGUUUUACUCAUCGGAGACCCAAAUGAGCGCGAGAGACACGCACGCGGACUGAUCACUCUAUAAUAAAGAGAGAGAGAGAGAGACACACAGACACAGACACACAGAGGAUCUGGGUUCUACAGAGGACACUUUGGGAUUAACCCCGACAGCGCGCGCCUUUCUUCUUCUUCUCCUCCUCCUUAUCAUCUGUGUACAUUAUCCUCCUAACUGUCAGGAUGUCCGCCCCAGACGUGGAGAGUCUCCAGCCCGUCCCCCGGCAGCGCGGCAGGUGCCUGGACUGCUUCCUGCUCGGCUCCGUGAUCGCGCUGCUCGUGCUGGUGCUGCUCGGGGGCGCGCUCGGCUACUGGGUCGUGACCGACCUGCGGCGGGAGAUGGACGAGCGCUGUCCCCGCGCGCCGCAGGGGCUCGUGAGCGCGCUGAAGGAUGGCUCCGGGAUCGGCUCCAUCAGCUCGUCCUACAAGGGACAAAACUUCGCAUACCUAACUGCCAACGACAGUAAGUAAUCACUUUUACAUCUUUAUCUUUUUCUAGCUUUUAGAAUCUUUUAGAGGGUAAACUGUUGUCACACCUGACACAUCAUUCUAAAAAAAAAUUAAGCUUGUUUAAAGAUAUUGCUUUAACUUAGGAUUGUAAAAUAAUGGCUUCCAUACCAUAUAUGGAGAUAUAAACCACCUCGUCAGAUUUUUCAUACCAUAGUAACCAUUAUGUAUAAAACUAUUAUAACCUACUUUGAUGUUCUUAGUGUAGUUUACAAUAAUAUCAUAUUCAUGUUGCCAGUGCUUCAUGUUAAUUGCAUCAUCAGUUCUUUGUACAUAAAGGCUAAAGAUAUGCAGAUGACCUCAUGCACAAGCGCUAAGCGUCUCCCUGUAUGUUUCCUUCUUGCAGGUGAGCUAAAAGAUGGCAACAUGUUCUGGACGGACAUCAUGUAUGGAAGCACAAGCAGCAUAGGCUCAGGCUACAGCUACAAGUCAGGCGAAGCAUUCCUGACAGUGCUUAAGGAUGGUCCCUACUUCCUGUACACUCAACUGAACCUGACAUGCAUUGGUGUCUGUAGCAACGGAUCUGUCAUCAUCACCUUUUAUGAUGAAAAAAGUGAGCUCCUGUCCUGCGAACUUGACCUUUCCACGCCACCUUACAUCCCUAUGGUGAAAAAAUGUUACACUGUGAUCCCUCGUCUUACAAACGGAACACGAAUAACAGCCAAGAUGCAAAACAAAUUGGAAUCAGUUGACGGAUGGAAGCUCGAUCUCAACCACUCAGGAUUCGGCAUGUUCCUGGUGGACGGGCCGUAGAGGUGGACGCUUUUAUUGAGUGUAAACAACACAGAGUCUGAGGGUUAGCUAUAAAACUGUAAGCUGUCAUUUGGUGCUGAUUUAAAAGAAGCUUGAAGAGACCUGGACCUUGCACUUUUUAUAAAUUUGCUAACGUUAGACAUUCGUGUAUAUUGCGAUAGCAUCUUAUCCAUGCGAUACUGUAUAAUUUGUGAUGGAACUUCAAAUGGUUGAUGAUUUGAGCCUUCCACUGUAACAGUAUUAGGCAUCCUGGAGAUCGCGGUAUGUUGUACAGUCAACGCUGCUUACUCAGGAAGAACUUUCACAAAGCACUAUUUAUAUAUUUUAUAUAUAUAUAUAUUUUAUCAUAAUCUAUUUAUAACCUAUUUGUACAUGUGUAUUUUUUGUAUUUGUUGAUAUUUAUGGUAUUGUCUUUCAAAACUGUUAGACUGUAAGACAGUGGGUUAUUUUUACUGUUACACAGUAGCUGAAGAGUAGACUCCACUACAGACUAUAGCCACGAAGGUGGCUUAAGCCAGACACGAAGUGCCAGUCGCAACUUACUACGUGCCUUAAAAUUGGCGCCCAGGCGUCCUGUAUUGUCUUCAUGACGUGUCUCUCUGACAGGGACUGUCCAUGUAGGUGUGAAUUUAUAUUCAGGAAUGUAAUGCUAAUACGUUGUCAAUAAAAACAGACCUUAUUACAUUA
Molecule: messenger RNA, 2081 nt
Organism: Clarias gariepinus (North African catfish)
Lineage: Eukaryota; Metazoa; Chordata; Actinopteri; Siluriformes; Clariidae
Exons: 2
Coding region: 318-605 (95 amino acids)
Source: RefSeq, a predicted model, not a curated record